AUAUCAUCACAGAACAGAGAAAAACAGCUCUCUCUUUCUCUCUCUCUCCUCCCUUUCUCUCUCUAACACCAAACUCUGUUGAAGUCUUCUCUCUUUCUCUGUCCACUCACCAACAACAACACCAUUUUCAACACCAAAACAUAGUAACAGAAGAAACAGAGAAAGCUUCACAUGGGUCUCUGUUCUUCCUUUCUCUCUUCCACCUCUACACCUCCCCAACCAUCUUCUUCCUUCAACAGACCUCUUUCCUCAGGUUCAACAAGCACUGUUGGAUUCUCUGCAACAACAAGCAGUAUUGGAAGGAGUCAAAUCUCCGAAAUAGCAAGUGGAAGCAUUGACAGUGUUACUGUUACUGAAGGGUCUCUUCCGGUACCUUCUUCACCAAAUGGUCAAAUUCUUGAAAGGCCGAAUUUGAAGGUUUUUAGCUACGCUGAUAUGAAAGCUGCUACGAAAAAUUUCAAACCAGAUACAUUACUUGGUGAAGGUGGUUUUGGAAAAGUUUAUAAAGGUUGGUUGGAUGAGAAAACUCUUACUCCUGCUAAAGCUGGUUCUGGAAUGAUUGUUGCUAUAAAAAAAUUGAAUUCUGAAAGUACUCAAGGGUUUCAAGAAUGGCAGGCAAAAGUCAACUUUUUGGGAAGGCUUUCACACCCAAACUUGGUGAAGCUAUUGGGAUACUGUUGGGAUGAUGAAGAGCUUCUUCUUGUGUAUGAGUUCAUGCCAAAAGGAAGUUUGGAAAAUCAUCUCUUCAGACGAAAUCCGAACAUUGAACCACUUUCUUGGAACACAAGAAUCAAAAUAGCUAUUGGUGCAGCUAGGGGUUUAGCUUUCUUGCAUGAGUCUGAAAAGCAAGUCAUAUACCGAGAUUUUAAAGCAUCGAAUAUACUCCUUGACGGGAGUUACAAUGCAAAAAUUUCGGAUUUCGGAUUAGCUAAAUUGGGACCUUCUAGUGGACAAUCACAUGUAACUACAAGAGUCAUGGGCACAUAUGGUUAUGCUGCCCCGGAAUACAUUGCAACAGGGCACUUGUAUGUGAAGAGUGACGUCUAUGGUUUCGGUGUCGUGCUAUUAGAAAUCCUAACAGCCAUGAGAGCAAUGGACACAAAGAGACCAUCAGGACAACAAAACCUAGUUGAAUGGGUGAAACCUUUUCUCUCAAACAAGAAAAAACUAAAAGGCAUAAUGGAUGCUAGAAUAGAAGGACAAUACUCACAAAAAGCAGCAAUACAAGCAGCAGCACUUUCUCUAAAAUGCCUAGAAGGUGACCCUAAACAACGUCCUUCUAUGAAAGAUGUACUUGAGUCAUUGGAAGCUAUUGAAGCCAUUCAAGUCAAAUCCAAGGAAACCAAGAAAAACAAUUCUCAUCAACCACCAGUUCAUCAAGCUGCUAGGCACCAGAGAGUUGUAAGAGUAUAGUUUUUUUUUAAAGAAAAAAGGAAACUUAAGUUCAAUACAAAAUAUAAGCGGGAUCAGCCACUUAAUAGAUGUUUUUUUUUUUCUCUUUUGUGCUGGUUGAGGAGGGGUAGAUUAUUUUAUUGAAACUUUUGACUAUUCUAUAAUUUUUUUUGUUAAAUUAUUCAUAUUUUUAGAGUGGCAUAUACCUUUUUUUUUGUAAGAAAAUUUGUUGAAAGAGUAUAAGGGGUGUUCUAGACAAGAGUACAUCUUGCAUUGUUUGUAAACAGGUUGAAUUCUUAAUAUGCUUCUAAAUUGCACAACAUUAAGUCUCUCCAUGAUAUGGAAUCAGAUUUUGAAAAAUUAAUUCCAUUUUUGCAUGAAAUUUUAGAAUACAACGGAUCAUAUUUGGAAGAUAACAACUCAUACUAGGAGGGGUUUACAUUGUUGAGGUAUCUGCAUUUGUAUAGCUGUGCCAAAUUGAAAGUUCUCUCUUACCUUGUUUACUUUAUGAGAGGGUAACAAUAAAUGGAUAGAGGCAUCAUUGGAGUAAGAGAUUUCCACAUAAGUAAACUAACACUCUCGGGUAAAUAGCGUUCGAGUUGGCUUAAUAACGAUUCUGGACUAUGGGCUGAUAUUUUAUUGGCAUGCUAUGUCUCUCAAACUUUUUCUUACUUUAAAGGGGUAAGGGUUCAAGCUUUAGAAAUACUCCUUGGUAUAAAGACAUCUCACUCCUUGGCACAAAUCACUAAAAAAAACUCCAAAUCAGUUC
Messenger RNA from Vicia villosa (hairy vetch), 2161 nucleotides. RefSeq names its product probable serine/threonine-protein kinase PIX13. The record is from RefSeq and is a predicted model, not a curated record. Gene Ontology annotation, molecular function: protein kinase activity; ATP binding. Lineage: Eukaryota; Viridiplantae; Streptophyta; Magnoliopsida; Fabales; Fabaceae. Bases 172 to 1413 code for a protein of 413 amino acids. The transcript has 6 exons. Gene Ontology annotation, biological process: protein phosphorylation.